Messenger RNA from Ustilaginoidea virens, 2496 nucleotides. RefSeq lists its product as uncharacterized. The record is from RefSeq and is a predicted model, not a curated record. Gene Ontology annotation, cellular component: transcription preinitiation complex; transcription factor TFIIH holo complex; nucleotide-excision repair factor 3 complex. The transcript has a single exon. Gene Ontology annotation, molecular function: hydrolase activity; ATP binding; 3'-5' DNA helicase activity. NCBI's taxonomy places the organism in Eukaryota, Fungi, Ascomycota, Sordariomycetes, Hypocreales, Clavicipitaceae. The coding region runs from base 1 to 2496 and encodes 831 amino acids. Gene Ontology annotation, biological process: transcription initiation at RNA polymerase II promoter; nucleotide-excision repair.
AUGCCUGCGAAAAGAAAGGCGGAGGCACCGGUGCAGGGCGCGGCGAAGGUCGGGACGAAGGUCGGGAGGUCCUCGCGCAUGUCGACUCCUGGCGCAGCCACUCCUCGCAGCAUCGACAGCAACGAUGACGCGGAAGAAGACGACGGUCCGGUUGACGAAGUCCUCGAGAGAGACAUUGACAAGAAUAUCGACCGCUUCUCCUUGGAUCGGUUCCAGAAGAGACACGCGAUUCGGGAGCCGUUGCCGCAUAUUUUCGGCGAUCAUGAUUUCUCGUACUUGGAUCUUAAAAAGGAUCACCAGAACCGGCCCCUCUGGAUCGAUCCGCAAAAGGGCAAGAUCAUCUUGGAGAGCUUCAAUCCGCUGGCAGAGCAGGCCCAGGAUUUCCUGAUAACCAUUGCCGAACCGCUGUCCCGUCCGACUUUUAUGCACGAAUAUGCCCUCACGACACACAGUUUGUACGCUGCCGUUUCGGUGGGGCUGUCUCCUUCCGACAUCAUAAAUACAUUGGAGCGCUUCCUCAAGACACCGCUACCAGUCGAGAUUCGGGAAUUCAUAACGAGCUGCACCAAAAGCUACGGAAAAGUCAAGCUGGUGCUAAAGAACACCAAAUACUUUGUCGAGAGCCCCGACCCCGAGAUGCUGCAAAUGCUCCUCAAAAACCCCAAGAUCGGCCCCCUCCGAGUGCAGGGCACAGAGGAAAUCACCACCUCUGCUGCUCCCAAGAUUGGUGGUCUGGUCAUUCCAGGCACGAAGAAUGCGGCCGGUGUCAGGCAAGCCAACGGACUGCAACAAGGUGGUGAACAACAACCGAACAGGCAGGCCAUCAACGAGGGCGACGUGAUGGCUACCCUGAAUGAAGAGGAUGACGACGAUCAAGAGGUCACGCACUCGUUUGAGAUUGCCGACAAGGACGUGGAGACGGUGCAAAAGGAAUGCCUGAACCUGGGCUAUCCGGUCUUGGAGGAAUACGAUUUCCGGAGGGAUGAGGUCAAUUCGAACCUGGAAAUCGAUCUCAAGCCCGGCACGCAGAUUCGGCCGUACCAAGAAAAGAGCCUGAGCAAAAUGUUUGGUAACGGCCGAGCCAAGAGUGGGCUCAUUGUUCUUCCAUGCGGUGCUGGAAAGACGCUGGUCGGAAUCACCGCUGCUUGCACCAUCAAGAAAGGCGUCAUUGUUCUGUGCACGAGUUCCAUGUCGGUGGUGCAGUGGAGAAACGAGUUUCUGAAAUGGUCCAACAUCAACCCGGACGACAUUGUCGCAUUUACCUCGGACUCCAAGGGAUCCGUCUUCACCGGUAGCACGGGCAUCAUAGUCACCACCUAUUCCAUGGUCACGCAAUCCCGAGCCCGGUCCUACGAUGCCGACAAGAUGAUGAAGUUUCUGACUGGGCGGGAAUGGGGCCUGAUGUUACUGGACGAAGUUCACGUCGUGCCGGCCAAUAUCUUUCGGAAGGUUACCUCGUCCAUAAAGACGCAUUCCAAGCUGGGGCUCACCGCCACCCUGCUCCGCGAAGACGACAAGAUCUCCGAUCUCAACUUCCUCAUUGGUCCAAAGCUUUUCGAGGCCAACUGGAUGGAGCUUUCCAAGCAGGGCCAUAUCGCUCGCGUGCAGUGUGCCGAGGUGUGGUGCCCGAUGCCGACCGAGUUCUAUGACGAGUACCUGAGGGCGCCGUCGAGAAAGAAGAACUUGUUGUACAUUAUGAACCCUCGCAAGUUCCAAGCCUGCCAGUACCUCAUCAACUACCAUGAGGCGAGGGGCGACAAGAUUAUUGUUUUUUCGGAUAACGUCUACGCACUCAAAGCAUAUGCGCUCAAGCUGGGCAAAGCAUACAUCUACGGCGGAACCGGCCAACAGGAGCGGCUGAAGGUGCUGGAAAACUUUCAGCACAAUCCCUUGGUCAACACCUUGUUCCUGUCCAAGAUAGGAGACACAUCCCUGGACCUGCCAGAAGCAACUUGCCUGAUUCAGAUAUCUUCGCACUACGGUUCUCGACGCCAAGAAGCGCAGCGUCUGGGCAGGAUCCUGCGAGCCAAACGAAGAAACGACGAAGGUUUCAACGCCUUCUUCUACUCCCUGGUCUCCAAAGACACGCAGGAGAUGUACUUUUCGUCGAAACGACAAGCGUUCCUCGUGGACCAAGGUUACGCGUUCAAGGUAAUCACGCAGCUGGCCAACAUUGAAAAGACGCCGGGUCUGGCUUUCGCCACGGCCGGCGAACGGCGCGAGCUGCUCCAAAAGGUCCUGGUGGAAAACGAAUCCAUGGAGCAGGAGGACAUCACGGACGAUCUCUUCCACAGCGGCACAAUGGGCCGCAAGAAGAAGACGAAUGCCCGCAGGACAGCGGGCACGCUUGGAGAACUGAGCGGCGGCCAAGACAUGGCGUACAUUGAACAGAACAAGAGAGUGAACCAAGGGCUCAAGAAGGGCAGGGGCAAGAAGGAAAGCCAUGCGUUCUUCAAGAAGAUUGGUCGCGAGAAUGCCAGGCGAGCUGCCGCAUAA